Messenger RNA from Pieris brassicae (large cabbage white), 5156 nucleotides. RefSeq lists its product as uncharacterized. NCBI's taxonomy places the organism in Eukaryota, Metazoa, Arthropoda, Insecta, Lepidoptera, Pieridae. The coding region runs from base 665 to 4531 and encodes 1288 amino acids. The record is from RefSeq and is a predicted model, not a curated record. The transcript has 13 exons.
GAUCGACACGUCACUCUCUGGCGCCACCUCGUACCUAAAAAUCGUUUCUGCGCAGGCAAGGGACUUUUGUUCAAGAUGUUUUAUUUUUUGUAAUGGCAAUAGUUUUAAUUCUUUAUGCCAGUUUCAAUUUAAAGGUUGGGAAAUUAAUCACACGCGAAAAAAAUAAACAAAGACAUCAAAAGGAAACAAAGGAAUAAGCUAGUUAGAAACAAAAUCUGUAUAUAAACAUACAUCUUAAUAUUAUUAUUGGUUAUGACAGAAGAUAAUACAUUAUAAUACAAUAAAGGAUAAAGCAAAAAGCAGGAGAUUUUAGUAGGAAUCGGAAUAUGUAGUAAUUAUAUGGAAUACAGAAAGGAGGUGCGGUCAUAUUGGGAACAAGAGAAGGUUCAAGAUGUUUGCCGGUAUCUGUAUACUAUAUGCCUUCAAAAUUGACAUUGCAUGCUCUUGAAUUAAGCGGUUGCUCAAUAUUUUCUCCUUUUCUAACUGUUAAAAAAAAGAGAGAUAAAAAAUGUGUCAGUUGUAAGCAAGCAUGCCGUACAUUUUCAAUGAAUUGGUUUAAUAAAGAACUUUCUUGUUAUAGGUAUCUUCCAUCAUAUAAUAUUUUGUUUUGUGACGAUUUUCACUAUGUGACUUGAUUUGUGUAUGUUUUCAAAUUAAUUAAAAAAUGGAUAAUGAUGGAAGGAAAUGUAGAAAAACGAAACUUGUUCCACGUGAAAUAAAUGAAUCCGACGAAGAAAUUUUUGCAUUGCAGAGUGUUGUGGAGAAUACAUUAGCAAGAAUUAAAAGACCAUGUAAAAAAGCCCUACCUGCUGUAGCUGUUGCUACACAAUCUAUUCAAACUACCACAAAUACCAUUCAGAAAAUAAAUCCAGACCGAAGUAAUAUUAUGCCUAUGAAUUUUGAUAUUAAGAUAGAAGUAGAGAAAUUUGACGAGAUUGCAAUAGAAAAACAGCAUGAAAUAAUAAGUUGGAGGGAAAUAGUGAAAAAAUCAACUGAAGUUUAUCUUCAAUCCAAUAAAAUUUGGGAUAAAAUACUACAUGGACAGGUCCUCAACACAUGCAAACCGAACGUAAAAGUAUUACUAAAAACGCCCCAUGAGAAACUUUUAGACCGAGCAUUCACACGAUGGUGCGAUUGGGCCUCCCUCACAGAGGAGCCCAAAGAUCCGCCGUUAUUCUACAAAUGCUACAUCUGCGAUAUGGCGUGGUGGCACUUGGCCCACUUCCGCGACCACAUACGAACCCACGAGCCUUCGAGACUCCGAGUCGUUCUAGAAAUGAAUGACUACGUUGAGUGCAAUAUUGUCGCUUACUACAGCAAAUCGGGGAACAAGUACAUCGGGAAUAUAGAAGGAAAAUGCUGGAAAUGCGGCGAAAAUGCGUUUGAACAUACGAAACUGAAGAACUGUGUCGGAUGUAAGAAACGGUUCUACACGUGCAGCAAGCUACGCCAACACCAAUGGUACUGCCAGGAGUUCAAAAAGGCACACCUAGAACUUUUCGCGUCAGCUGAGAGGAUAUUUAAGUGUCACCUGUGUCGGUUUUAUUUUUUCAAACAGGAGGACAGUAUAGAACAUAUGAUAUUACGGCAUUCUGUGCGGUCCGAUGUGCCCAUACCGGGCUGUGCUGUUUGUGAGAAGUGCAAGGAACUGAUGGCAUAUGAAGAUGAUCAUGUAUGUGAAUCUAAAAGGUAUGUUAAGACGUGUGGUGCGUGCAAGAAAAGAGUCACCGAAAGCAGUGCUGCAGUCCAUCAAAUUGAAGGGAACGUCACAUGCUCUGUAUGCAAAGUGAAAAUAGUAAAGAGUUGUUCAAUACAUCUCCACGCACUUCGUCAUACGAAGAACUAUGGAUUGGCCUAUAAGUGCCUUACCUGUAAUUUUUUUAUAAUCUUUGACUUGGAGCAGAUUCAAAAACACAAAAUGUUUUAUCAUUCCAAUCGUGAUUUUGAUUAUGAUCUUAUUUCCGUCCCAAAAACCAUAGUAGAUAGACUAAAAUCGACGCCAACCAAGCAUGAUUCACCGGUGGAACAAAGUCAAAUAAAUAAUUUCCUAUUGUCUCAUGAUACUCAAGAUAUUUUAAAUGAGAGAGAUGAUGAUGAUGUCAUCAUUGUUGAUAAUAUACCUGAAGUUAUUGUUAUCCCAUCUGAUGACGCACCUAACGAUGAUCUCCCUUGCGUCAUUGCUAAUAUUAAAUCUGAACCACUUGAAAAUGAAAUACAAAUAUCUAAAACAAAACCUCCUGUUACACCACAAAAUGAUUUCGAAUGUAAAACGAUGGUAAUCCAUAUACCUAAAGAUGGAAACAGAAUUAAUGAUGAAAAAGUAUUAGGUAUUGAUGAAAUUAAAAAGGAACCUAAUAGUGAAGUGAAUGUUGCCGUGGCAUCUACACUUGGAAUUAUAAAUACACACACUAUGACGACAAAUUUAAAUAAAGUUAAUACACAUAGAUCGCAGUAUGUACAUGGUAAAGAAACAUCAAACACGCAAACUCUAAAAGCGACUCCGGAAGAAAUCACAAAGUCAACGAUUUAUAUUAAGAAAUCAAUGGAUAUAACUUAUAAAGAAAUGGAAUCCAUGAAAAAAUAUAUAAAUCACUCCAGUACAAAUGAGAGAGAAGUCGAUAUAGAAAGAAUGCUACCUUUGGCGUUUGUGAAAACGAAGUCUUCGAAAAGCCCUGUAGUGAUACAGAAGAUGCAAAAACCGAGAAAAAUAAAAAAGUUAAGACAGUAUAAACCUAAGAUUAAACAGACGCUGCUAACCGAUGUUUCACUAAAUUCAGAAUCAGAUGUUAAAAUUGAAGUUAUAAAAAGUGUAGACGUGAUGGAGAAAGCGAAACUAAUAACAGUCGACCUAAGUGAUACACAAUUGAAAAAACAGAAUCGAGAAGAAGAUAGACCGAUAGACAUAUCUCAAAAUUUAGAAAAAAUUACUGCAAAAGAAUCGCAACUAUCAGAACCGCUAAAGGUAGAGAAAUUAGUAGAGACAGUUGUCGAAAUCGAUAUCCCAUGGGACACUGUUCCAAUAAAGGAAGAAGCGGAUCCGGAAAUGGAUUUAAAACUAUCGGAUAUCAGAAGGAUAUAUCAUAUCGAUGUUAAUGUUGGUGAAAACGAGAUUGAAGUUAAGCGAGAAAUUAAUGAAUUCGAUCUAACCGGACAAAGCGAGAAUUGGCACCAAGACAGCUCUGCUUAUAAUUCGCAACAUUCGAGUGAUGAGUUUGAGAAUGAUUUGAUCACCAUAUCUCCGAAUGUAACUUUAAAUACUGAUGAUGAAAGUAACCGAACACAGAGGAAUAAGGGAAAACUAUACAGCUGCAUUCGCUGUAAGUUCAAAGGCGUGCACAGACUAUAUAAACAACACAAACGAUACGAAUGUCAAAAAUCUAUUCAGCUCUAUAAUUAUCAUUGUUCGUUAUGUGAAAAAAGUUUUGAUUCUAUGCAGAAAUAUCUGUUGCACUUCGAAAAGCACGGCGUGCCGGAGUUGAUCUGUCCACAGUGCGGUUACGACGGCAUAUCCUUGAACUCUUUGUGCGUACACGUGAAGUUGCAUAUAAAAAGCCUCUUUGUUUCGUAUAGAUCUUUGUACUCCGAGGACACGAUGACGGUGCCAGUUUUAAAAUGCAAAGUGUGUGAUGCUGACGUCACGCGACCAGAUUUCAUAAAACACUGGGAUACGCAUCUUGAUCUAAAUAAUUUAAACAAGCGUCUCAAAUCAUCAGAGUUGUUAGAACCGCAUCUGCCCCACGGGUUUCAGUCAUUGGACCACGAUGACACACCCGACAUUAAGAAGGCUUUAACAUUUUUUUUAGAUUUAUUCUUGAACCCGGAAAAAUUGAUGGAUUUGGAGAGAACGAAUUUCCGUGAAUGUAUUUUAUGUGCGCGGAAUUUUAAGAGACGAAAUGACUGCAAGCGUCAUUUAAUUGAGCACUUUCUUAAAAAUGCUUACACAAGCAAGACCCAGUGCAAAGGUUUGAAAUGUCAAAUUUGUGGGGACGUGUUCGAGAAGAUUGAUAUGUUCAGGAGCCACAUGCGGUUGCAUGCCUGUCUCCCAGUAUACAAAUGCGAAAUAUGCAAUAGAACAUUUAGUGAUUCCAGUAACUUUUCUAAGCAUAAGAAAGUGCACAAUUUCCAAAUAUUGAUCUGCGAUAUUUGCAAGAAGAAAUUCAAUAAUAAAGCCUACCUUGCAAAGCAUAUAAAGGACCACGAAAAUACCCCCAUGAUAAAAUGUGACAAGUGUAAAAAAACAUUCGUGUGUAAAUCAGCAUACAAAAAACACUACAGGAAAAACCAUUCCGUGUAUUCGAGGUUUAAAUGUCAUGAGUGCAGUGAACUUUUUUCUACGACCAGGGACAAAUGGGACCAUAUGUGGAAAGUACACAGAGAAAGAGAGGUUCAGGCAGACUGCAAUUUAUGCGAUGCAAAAUAUCGGAAAAAGUCCGAUUUGAAACGACAUCAUGCGUCAGUGCAUAAAAGGAAGGCGCCAGAUAUCACAAAUGCCGAUAGUGAAGCUGUCAUUGUCAAGUCUGAACCAGAGUAGUUUUUUUAUAUAUAUAUAGGGCAAUUUUUCGUUAGGUUAAUAAUCUGUGGAUAAAUUUGACAUUUAAACACCGAUAGUCAAAGAAUAAUUACUAUAGGUACAUAUUUUUAGUAUUGCUCUACAUCUGUAGGGUCGUUUGCGUUUAAGAUUUUUUCAAAACGGUCAACUUACUAAUAGAUGAAGUUUGUAUAGUAUUUUACAUGUAAUAGUUAUAUUUUUGACAUUCCAUAGAACACAUUUUAUAUAAACGACAUACAUCAUAAAAUGAAUUAUUUCCAUGAAAUAUAAUUUUUGUUGACAUGUUAUUUGUUUUAUGUUUAUCACUUAACAGAGAAAAGACAAUUCACAUAGCAGUUUGAGCACUAAACAUUGUUAGUAAAUUAUUUAAAUUGAGUCCAAAACAUUAUUAAAUCUGAAAUACUUCCUUGACAGUUGUAAGGAUUUGUGAGACUAGAUUUUUGUCACUGUCACGCGUUUGACAGCUGGAGACAUCUCGUUCUAUUCUCUAUGAACCUAAAAAUCAUAUAUUGAGCAUUACUGCAAUUUUUAUUGUGAAAAAUUCUGUUUUUUGAAAUUGAUAUUUUUGUAAUUUCUCUGCGUGUUAUUUUCUCAAAUAUAAUGUAUU